UCUGCUGAGCUCUCAUCUUUUCGUUUCUCCCGGGCUUUAUUUGAGGCAGGUCCUACGAACCGCUUCAACGUCCACUCACACAUCCACCGAUAUCGUUCUCUGUUCCGCGGACCCCAAGCUUCCCAGCCAACUCUCAACAUGCUCUCCCGUGCCUUGCUCCUCUUACAGACCUUCCUCGCCUUCACAUCUCCCUCUCUCGCGGCGCCGUCAACACCGUGGUACGUUGAGUACCACCAACCUCGCGUGGCAGUCCCGCAGUCCUACUACGAAGGCCUCGGCCUGCUAAGACAAGCCCCGCUCAACCCCAACGCCGUCCGAGAUGUCGUCUGUCUUGAUCCCAGCGUCCGCAUCGUCGAAUACGACCAACACGCAGCCAUGCUAGCCAUCUGCGACGGCAUCGCGGGGCCGUCGAUCAGCGCGUGCGGCGGCGCGCCGGCCUCGACGGUGGGGCGGUCCGGCCGCGCCGCGUUCGCGGUCCGCGCCGCGCAGGACGGCGCCCGCAUCACCCUCUCCAAGGACCGCUGGGUGGGCUGUGUCGGCGCCGCGCGCCGGGCCUGUCCAGCCGGCAGCUUCGAGGCCGUCUGCGUGGGCGGCGCGACGAGGGGGGAUGUGGUGUUUUCGUUGACGGCUGUUUGAGUUGGUUCGGGUGGCGUUGGUAUGUACAGUGAUUCACUGGUGAUGGUG
Molecule: messenger RNA, 684 nt
Organism: Thermothielavioides terrestris NRRL 8126
Lineage: Eukaryota; Fungi; Ascomycota; Sordariomycetes; Sordariales; Chaetomiaceae
Exons: 2
Coding region: 139-636 (165 amino acids)
Source: RefSeq, a predicted model, not a curated record